UGUGUUCCAGUUACUUGUACAUUGUUUUAAACCAAAUACUGAAUGGAAAUUGAUAGUGAAUUGUUGUUGAUGUGACUUUAUUUGGGAAUCAUUGUUAGUCAAACAUAUAAUAACUAUGGAAAUAUAUAAAAUAAGAUUUCUAUGGAACCACAUUUUAUUCCUUACAUUUCACUGUAUAACGACCACAAAUACGUUUGUGACAAUGCCAUGUAUGUAUAUGAAACAUUCACAAAAUGUGAAUGAAACUUGUGCAGAAAUAUCUUUUGUGAAAACUAAAUGUAACGUUUUAAAUUGUGCGAACAUGUGCGCAUUGAGUACAGGAUGUUUCUCGUUUUACUACUCGGAUAUCACCAAACGUUGUAUAGGAUGUUUAAUGCAGUAUACGUUACUACAUUCUACAGAUAGCUACACUUAUUAUAUACCGGUCAAAGGAAAGAACGGCAACAUGUGUGGAUAUUUUCAGUACAACAGUCACUAUUAUAGUUUUAACACAGACCUCCUGACAGUAGAGGAAGCAGAGAGUAAAUGUUCCAGUUCUGGUGGCCAUCUUGUUUAUGUUGAGACUGCUUUAGAACAUAGUUUCCUUGAGAAUAUUAGCGCACUUAUUCCGGGAAUAACAAGUAAGUACAUUAUUAUAUAG
Messenger RNA from Ruditapes philippinarum (Manila clam), 640 nucleotides. RefSeq lists its product as uncharacterized. Bases 116 to 640 code for a protein of 174 amino acids. The record is from RefSeq and is a predicted model, not a curated record. NCBI's taxonomy places the organism in Eukaryota, Metazoa, Mollusca, Bivalvia, Venerida, Veneridae. The transcript has 3 exons.